AUGUCUGUGAAUCUUCCCGUCCUUGACCAAGGGGUCGGUUAUAGCCUCAUCGUGGGAUUUGGCGCAUUCUUUGCCAUUUCAAUGACCUCCUUGUCCCUUCUACUUGCCCGCUAUAAGUCUCAGAUUCAAACUUCUGAGAUGCUUAUGACUGCCAAUCACUCGCUAAAAGUCGGUUUGAUUGCCUCGGCUGUUGUUUCGUCCUGGACACUUGCAGCGACUUUGUUGAGUUCUACCACAGAGGCAUACCAAUACGGCGUAUCCGGCCCCUUCUGGUACGGAGCAGGCUGCACGAUACAAAUAUUCCUCUUCGCAAUCGCCGCCAUCGAGCUAAAACGCAAGGCCCCACAAGCCCAUACAUUCCUCGAAGUCGUGCGAACUCGCUAUGGCUACCUCGGCCACAUAGUUCUCAUGUGCUACUCGCUAUUCUUCCAGAUUUUCACCAGUGUGAAUCUGUUAGUCGGUGGGUCUACAAUAUUCACCACGAUGACGGGGAUGAGCAGCGAGGCAGCUUGUUUCCUUGUUCCGGCGUUUAUCAUGACAUAUACUAUCUUUGGUGGGAUUAAGGCUGCUUUCUUGACGGAUUGGUUGAAUACGGUGGUUAUUUACGCGAUUAUGCUGGCGAGUCUCUUCGCGGCUUAUGUUUCUUCUUCGGGUGUUAUUGGGUCUCCGGAGCGUCUGUAUAAGCUUCUUCAGGAGGUUGCCACCCUACAUCCAGUCGCAGGAAAUGAGGAUGGGUCUUAUGUGACCAUGAAAAGCGACAAUGGAGGCUACACCGGUUUGGUAUUCAUUGGAGCGGGUUUUGCUGCAGCAGUGGACUCCCAACUCUUUCAGAAAGCCAUCGCAGCAGAUCCUUCAGCAACGCUUUCGGGAUAUAUUCUUGGAGGACUCUGCUGGUUUACUAUUCCUUUCGUCACAGCUACCACGUUCGGCCUCACGGCUGCUGCCACAGAGCAUCUUCCGUCUUUUCCGACAUACCCGAACCGAAUGACCAGUGACCAAGUGAGCUCGGGAAUGGCUAUGCCGUUUGGCGCGAUGGCGCUCUGGGGAAAGGGUGGCGCCGUGGCCAUUCUAAUCAGUGUCCUUAUGGCUGUUACUGCAAAUAUGGCCUCAGAAACCAUCGCCAACAGCGCCCUCGUCACCUACGACAUCUACAAAGCCUACAUAAACCCCGCCGCAACAGGCAAACAACUCGUCCGCGUCUCCCACAUCACCAUAGUCGCCUUCGACCUCGUCGUCCCCUGCAUCGCCAUCGGCCUAAUCCACGCCGGUUUCAACGUCGACUGGCUCCUCAAAGCAAUCGGCAUCUUCGUCGACUCUGCAAUCAUCCCAAUGGCCUGCACGAUCCUAUGGCGGAAACAAUCACGGCUCGCUGUUGUUGGGGCUCCGCUGAUUUCCUCUGCGGCUGCUAUUACGGCGUGGUUGCUUACUGCGUAUACGCAUUAUGGGGAGGUGACGAUUGCGACUACGAGUGAGACGUUUCCGCUUGUGGCGGGGAAUAUGGUGUCGCUUUGUGGGCCGAUUGUUGUGACGCCUGUUUUGACUUAUCUCAGGCCCGAUGAUUUUGAUUGGGGGCUUCUUAAGCAGCUUAAGUCUGACCGCGGUGUUGAGACAUCUAGUACAGUUCAUGAGCACGGAGUUGAGGAUGAUAAGGCUAUGGAUACGCGUCUGAGAAAGUCGAGGAACAAGGCAUGCGCGCUGGCUGCGUUUCUGUGUCUUUCAUUUCUGAUUUUGUGGCCGAUUCCCAUGUACGGCACUGACUACGUGUUCUCACCGGGCUUCUUCAAAGGCUGGAUCGUCAUCGUGUUCAUAUGGGCCUUUUUCGCUGCCAUUACCAUCACCUGUCUACCGAUAUUCGAGAGUCGAGGUGAUAUCGUCGAUUUCGUCAAGUAUAUGCUCGGCAUGAAACGACCGAUGGCGGUAUCUGUGGCAGAGGGUCAUGAUCUGGAUGGGGAAGAAGGCAACACUACCUUCGUUGCAGUGGAAGAGAAAAGCAAGGGUUGAGCAGAGAUGGGACUUUCUAGAAUCCAGAUACAUCAAGAUAAAAUAUACGUGCAUUCAAG
This is a messenger RNA of Aspergillus glaucus CBS 516.65, 2060 nucleotides long. Its product is annotated as sodium:solute symporter family protein. Gene Ontology annotation, molecular function: urea transmembrane transporter activity. Gene Ontology annotation, biological process: urea transmembrane transport. Bases 1 to 2001 code for a protein of 666 amino acids. Gene Ontology annotation, cellular component: plasma membrane. Lineage: Eukaryota; Fungi; Ascomycota; Eurotiomycetes; Eurotiales; Aspergillaceae. The record is from RefSeq and is a predicted model, not a curated record. The transcript is spliced from 4 exons.